CCACCAUUCAAAGGGCAAAUUGUCCACUGACAAAAGAAUUAACGUGUCAGUGUCUUUUCGAUUGAUUAUGCUCGUUCAAAAUGAGUUAUCUAGGCUGGUCAAAUUGACCUCUAGGAAAAUAUUACUCCAAGUGUCUCCGAUUAAAUUACUUAUUUUAUGUUAACAAAAUUACCAAAUCCUCCAUACAAAAUCGAGACAUCGGAACAUGUGCCUGUUCGGAAUUUGAAUGAACCCGGUAUUUCGAAUAUCUUUUAAAGUUUUCCUUAUUUAAGGCAUACCUGCAAAAAAUACACCGCAUAAAAACACCGGAAUGGUUCGCAUCACCUGUAGGGAGAUCAGCCAUAUCGCUAGAUGUUCAUAUUUGCUACAUGCCGAGAGAAUGCGUGGGAGUCGUCUGGACGAAGGAUUCUGAAACAGAAGAUAGCAGUUAUUUUAUCGUUUCUAUCGCAAUCCCGUCCAUUCGAUAGCAUCAGUUCGGUUUCGGGAGUCGUGCCGUACGGUCGGAAAAUUUGGAAGCGGUUCUCGCCCAACUAUAAAUUUCCCUUGAUACCGUGGAAACUUUGGCUCAAGAAAUUCAACAACUGUUGCUCAUUUUUACACAUUGUUGUUAUUCCGUCUGCUGAGAGGAACCAGACAUGGUUGAAAAAUGUUCCACCGGCAAUAUGGGAAAUAACAUGAGUGCAUACUAACAAUUGAGGAAUGCAAAUAAAUACCGGAGAGACCGAACUCUGCCAUAUGCUUGGGAUCAAAAUUGUUUGAGGUGCAAAUAGUGCUGUCCCCAGUUGGUCGUGAGUUUGCAAUAAGCGGAUGCCACUAGCAAAAGUCAGGCAAUCAUCAUGUUUGGAAAUACAACGUGGAAUGAAACCUUCGCCUGGUACAACGAGUCACUGUAUCAUGGAAACGUGACAAACAUUGAAAAAAUUGUAUCCAUGAUGGUACCGGUGUUCUUCGGAUUGAUAGGUCUCGCAGGACUGAUAGGCAACGGCUUGGUCGUACUCGUUGUUGCCGCUAAUCCUAACAUGCGAUCAACCACAAAUUUAUUGAUUAUCAAUUUGGCCGCCGCCGACCUGUUGUUUGUGAUAUUUUGUGUACCAUUCACCGCGACUGAUUAUAUCCUACCAGAAUGGCCUUUCGGACUGAUGUGGUGCAAAUUCGUACAAUAUAUGAUAGUGGUUACGGCCCAUGCCAGCGCGUACACCUUAGUUCUUAUGUCCUUGGAUCGGUUUCUUGCUGUGGUCCACCCUAUUACCAGUAUGUCUAUUAGAACCGAGAAAAAUGCUGUGAUAGCAAUAACCGUGGCAUGGAUCGUCAUUGUGACCACAGCAAUUCCAGUCGCCAUAUCUCACGGAGUUCUGCACUAUCCUAGCAGGGGAGGUGAUUAUACCGCUUGUCUCUUCCUUCACACCGAAGGAUACAGUUUGAUUGCAUUUCAUGUAUCGUUUUUCCUAUCAUCAUACGUCAUCCCGCUAACGCUGAUAUCCAUGCUGUACGUCGGAAUGCUGGCUCGGUUAUGGAAAGGUGCACCAGGCGGUCGGGUCUCGGCUGAAUCUAGGAGAGGCAAAAAACGAGUCACCCGAAUGGUUGUAGUCGUUGUACUGGCGUUCGCUAUUUGUUGGUGUCCUAUUCAGAUCAUUUUGGUGCUGAAGUCCUUCAACGUGUACGAAGUUACACACGCCAGCAUCAUCAUUCAGAUCGUAGCGCACGUUCUGGCGUACACCAAUUCGUGCAUUAAUCCGGUGCUGUACGCGUUUCUGUCGGACAAUUUUCGGAAGGCAUUCCGCAAGGUGAGUAGCAUUUUGUUGGGGGAAAAUUUCGAUCCAUUCGACCAGCGUCCGACCAUGGCACAGUGGGAAAAUAGUUAAUCUAAACGAGAUCACAGGAUUGUUUUGUUUAGUUCC
Aedes aegypti (yellow fever mosquito) is the source of this 1898-nucleotide messenger RNA. Its product is annotated as allatostatin-A receptor. Bases 837 to 1862 code for a protein of 341 amino acids. Gene Ontology annotation, cellular component: membrane. The record is from RefSeq and is a predicted model, not a curated record. Gene Ontology annotation, biological process: G protein-coupled receptor signaling pathway. NCBI's taxonomy places the organism in Eukaryota, Metazoa, Arthropoda, Insecta, Diptera, Culicidae. Gene Ontology annotation, molecular function: G protein-coupled receptor activity. The transcript is spliced from 8 exons.